This is a messenger RNA of Brassicogethes aeneus, 1965 nucleotides long. NCBI's taxonomy places the organism in Eukaryota, Metazoa, Arthropoda, Insecta, Coleoptera, Nitidulidae. The record is from the annotation of a GenBank genome assembly.
UCCAAAUGUCAAAAGAAAGUUUUAUUACGGAGCAAAUUUUAAUAGAAAAGAAAAGUAAAUAGAAAUAAUGAUUUUGAAAGAUUGAUAUAAAAGUGAAUUGGCUAAAGUGAAGAACUGACAUCUGCAGGGAGAGUUGUCAUUUGGGAAAAGUUUAAAUAACAAAUUAAAAUGUCCACAUUUAAAGCCAUUUGGAACUGCAUGUUCUCUCCUAGGUUAAUUAAAAUAUACGGAAAUCGAGAUCCUCAAGAGAAUGUUUAUCAACCUGGAACUAUUGAAAAAUGGGGUGAUACAGUAAUUAAUUCGUUAUUUGUUAUAUGGAAAAUUGGAGUUUAUACUUCACCGUUCUUAGUGGGUAUAUUGUACCAAAGAGGAUAUUUUGAAUCAGAUAGUUGGGUCACUUUUACAAGACUAGUUACUAGUGUUGGUGUAAUUUUAAUUGUUUCAUAUUGCUGCAGGGGCAUGAGUAGAGCUCAGAAUCCUAACUAUAUGAAAUUUUUAAAUACAUUAGAGAAUGCAAGAAAGGAUAAUAUUAAUGCUAAAAAGGAGUUAAAAAGCUAUGACUAUGAGUUUUUUGCCUGGCCUAUAGAUUUUACAGUUACUGAAAAAACGCAAAUUCUGGGUAAAAGAAAUUUAAAGGAUAAAUCUGUAAGGCAGUCAAUUAUAAAAGAUAUAACAUCAAUUCCCCUUAAGAUUAUUGCUUAUUUAGCUAUACAUACAUUUGGUAUUAGGUUAAUCUAUCCAGGAACCAUAGGAUUUUUAAAAGCUAUAUUGGAACCAAGUUUGUUACAAGGACGGUCUCGUUUGGUUGAUGUAUUAAAAGGGGAAAGAUUUAAGUUACAUACUGCUGACGGAAACGAUAUUGACAGUAUUUUUAUCGAUAAAAGAAAUGUAUCUGCAAAUGGUAACAUAUUGGUUAUUUGUUGUGAAGGAAAUGCAGGUUUUUAUGAAGUCGGAAUAGCCAUGACGCCAAUUGAAGCGGAUUACUCAGUUAUUGGUUGGAACCAUCCCGGAUUUGGGGAGAGUACAGGCCGACCUUAUCCCUCUCAAGAACAAAAUGCUAUUGACGCAGUGGUCCAAUUUGCUAUAAACAAAUUAAAAUUCAAAAUCGAAAAUAUAGUGUUUUUUGGUUGGAGCAUUGGAGGGUAUUCGUCUUCAUGGGCAGCUAUGACAUAUCCAGAAUGUAAAGGAAUUAUUUUGGAUGCAACAUUCGAUGAUAUUUUACCUCUAGCUAUAAAUUACAUGCCUGCAUGGUGGGAACCUAUAGUAAACAUUGCAAUUCGAGAACAAAUUAAUUUGAAUGUAACAGAACAGUUGCUUCAAUAUCCUGGACCGAUUUCAUUAAUACGGAGAACUGAAGACGAAGUAAUUUGUUUACAAGAAGGAAAUAUAUCGUCAAACAGGGGAAAUGUUUUGCUAAUAAAACUUUUACAGCAUAGAUAUCCAUUUAUUUUAAAAGAUGCACAAGUAUCUCUCCUUCAAGAAUAUUUGGCGCUUACUGGAAAUUGCCAAGAUGAUAUUACAUCCAAACACGGAGUAGAUGUACAUAAGUGCGAGUCAUUAAUUCAAUCAUAUGUUUCUGAAUAUUCAAAAAGUUACCCAAUGAAUAUUGGUGAAGAUUUUAGUACAACAGAGCGAAAUCAGCUUACACUAUUUUUGGCAAAGCGUUACCUGAAAGACUUGAAAGCGACACACUGUAUUAACCUACCCAUAGAAAUGUUCCAACUUCCUUGGGACACACCAAUUGAAGAGGGAUUCGUUUUAACAUAAAUAUAUGUUUAUUUACUUAAUAGUUUUGAUAAAUUGUUUAAAUAAUAAUUAUGGAUAUGCAUUGUUUAAAUAAUAAUUAUUGUUUAAAUAAUAAUUAUGGAUAUGAAUUGUGUAGGGUUAAUUUUAAAAUAUGAAUAGAUCUUUACUUAUUAUCUAUUUUUGAUCUGUAUAUCUAUGGUUUAAGUAACUUAAUAAAAG